Molecule: messenger RNA, 1484 nt
Organism: Drosophila arizonae
Lineage: Eukaryota; Metazoa; Arthropoda; Insecta; Diptera; Drosophilidae
Gene: Ccz1
Product: vacuolar fusion protein CCZ1
Biological process (GO): vesicle-mediated transport
Cellular component (GO): Mon1-Ccz1 complex; intracellular membrane-bounded organelle
Source: RefSeq, a predicted model, not a curated record
GGCGACUGUCAAAAAGUGCAUGACAAAUAAAUUUCAACCCGUAAAAGUGAAUGCUUCCCGUUUAUUUCGGACAAAAACAAUCUGUUAGUGAACGUGCAGACGAAAUGGCCAAGGUAUUGCAGCGUGUGGAAAUCACGCUGCGUAGCUUCUAUGUAUUCAAUUCCAAUCUGAGCCAGAAGGAGGGCGAGGAGCACAAGAAAAUUCUGUUUUAUCAUCCAAAUGAUAUUGAACUAAAUACAAAAAUCAAAGAUGUGGGUCUUAGCGAAGCCAUCAUUACAUUCACGGGAACGUUUACAAGCGAGGAUGAUUGUAAGGCUUUGCAUACGCAGAAGACAACCCAGCUUUUCUAUCAGCCAGAGCCAGGCUUCUGGCUUGUGAUGGUGCUCAAUGUCCCCAAAGAGGUGAAGCUCAAGGAAGGAGUCGAGGUGGCUGACUAUAGAGGAGGCGAAGUAUCUGAUAGGAUAUAUCAAGCUGUCUUAAGGCAAUGCUAUCAUAUGUAUCGCUUUCAUCAUGGUCCUCUCCAAACGAAACUGAUGGCCAGCCCAGGCAGUGAGGAGGCAGAGGAGCAGCGCCAACAAUUGGCUGCAGAGCUGAAAACAUUCUAUGAUCGCUAUUUGGCUACACUCAAGGAUCUGGCUCAGUGUGAUAUCAUGGAUAUGCUACACUCCAUUCAGUACCUUGCUCUGGACAAAAGCCUCUUUUUGCGCGCCCAUAACUUCAGCAUGCUAUGCGAUACCUUCACAGCGGUCAAAGAGUGCAUCAUGUUCUAUAACGACCAAGUUGUCUGUGGAGGCAAACUGGCUGCUAGCGACUUGUAUAGCUUGCAUGCGUAUGUCCUGGGAACAGUUUCUGCGGUUGGAUCUGUGGAUACCUUUCGAACGGGUGCAUUUGUACUCGAAGGAGAAAAACCAAUCGCAGCUGAGGUCUACUUGGAUUUAGAUAAGCAAAUUAGGCCGCAUUGUUUGCUCAUAUAUCGCGCAUUGAAUGUUACGCUUUGUCUAUUUGUGGAUGCUGUUCCUACGCAGGAGUUCUAUGAAGAGCUGCACGCCUAUUUGGGCCCACAGCUCAGCAGCCUGGCUAAAGACAUUGCCACUGCCUCGAAGUUGAAUGCGAGUGCAUCUGCAACGACUGCAACUAAUCCUGACGAUGGCUCAGCCAAAUAUCUGUUUAUCAACGAGCAAAGCCUCAAGCAUCAUACAAAUAUACAUCGAAAUGCAAAGAGCAUUCCACGAAAUGUAAUGAGUAUCAUUGCAGAUCUUGCUAAUCCCAUACAAGAAAUCUCUGCCGCCGAGGAGCUGCAGGUGAAGACAACGAAUGACUAUUGGAUUGUGAAGCGUCGUUGCAAUUGGCGACAAUAUUAUGUGAUCCUCAGCAAAAGCAAGGCAACAACGCUGCUCGAUGUGACCCAGGAGGCAAAGCGUAUAUUUGAACAGGAGCUCACAGAUGAUGUAUUCUUUGACAAAUAAAAAGUAAUAAUAGAUAAA